Cololabis saira (Pacific saury) is the source of this 1199-nucleotide messenger RNA. RefSeq names its product allograft inflammatory factor 1-like. Lineage: Eukaryota; Metazoa; Chordata; Actinopteri; Beloniformes; Belonidae. Gene Ontology annotation, biological process: actin filament bundle assembly; ruffle assembly. The record is from RefSeq and is a predicted model, not a curated record. The coding region runs from base 131 to 574 and encodes 147 amino acids. The transcript has 6 exons. Gene Ontology annotation, cellular component: actin filament; ruffle membrane. Gene Ontology annotation, molecular function: calcium ion binding; actin filament binding.
AGGAACUUCACCAGUGCAAAGUGAUACUUUUUUCAGUUCUCUUCCUCUUCUGGUUUACAGAAACAACAUAAUAAUCUUUCAGUAUCAUUAUCAGUGCUAUUUUCACAGUUUCCGAGCAUAGUUGAGAGAAAUGGACAAGACUGCUCAAGGUGGUAAGGCAUAUGGUCUUCUAAAGUCUCAACAAGAUGAAAAACUGAACGGCAUCAAUGAGACUUUUCUCUCAGAUCCAAUGUAUGUAGAGGAGGAAGAUUUGGCCUCAAAGCUGGAAACUUUUAAAAAGAAAUACAUGGAGUUUGAUCUUAAUGACAAAGGAGAAAUAGAUAUGAUGGGGUUAAAACGAAUGUUAGAGAAACUGGGACUUGCCAAAACUCACUUGGAGCUGAAAAAGAUGAUUUCAGAGGUGGCUGGAAGUUCAUCAAAGGACACAAUCAGCUACGAUGACUUCCUGAAGAUGAUGCUGGGGAAAAGAAAUGCCAUUCUAAAGUUGAUCUUGAUGUUUGAAGGCAUGGGAAAGGAGCAGGAGCAGAAAGAAGCCGGACCACCUUCUCGCAAAACCUUUUCAGACCUGCCCUGAAAGAUGUCGCCAUCCCAGCUGAAACUGACCUGGCCUCAAACCAUAAUACAGAAUGCUAUUUCGUUUUACUUAAAAGAGCCAACAUUUGACAUCAGACUCUCACACCGUGUACUAUUAUGUUUUUUUUUUAGUUAAAUCAAAAGUAAAACGGGACUCUUUCUUUCCAAUAAAACUUUUAUGUCAGUCAACAUUGCCACACAUUUCCUGUUACCAUGGUAACUCGUGAAGCGUGCAUUAUUGAAACUUUAUUUUGAAAACUGAUUUACCGGAAGUGUGACGUCUCUGAAGGGAGAGCAAAUUUAAGAAAGCUUGCAACUUGAUGUAUUAAAAUACAGAAGGGUGAGUAAAAACCAAAUCAGGCUGUUUUUAUAUACACGUGGGAUACAGUUAUCUUUUAAAAAAGGAAAACAUGCUCUCGUUAAAAAAAAGUAAUUAUCUGUACAUUGUGUGUUAACCAGAAAGGUAGAUUUGUAGUUUAGUAGAGCUAACGUAGUAGCAGGGAAACCAUACUCCAUCUUAAAAACCCACUGCUAUACAAUGCUUUUAUGUGCUAUAUUCAAUUUGCUGUGUCCAUAUGGGAAUAUAAAAUUGCAUGUAUUAAUAAAAAGGGCAGCUAUCUAGCUUA